Molecule: messenger RNA, 948 nt
Organism: Cricetulus griseus (Chinese hamster)
Lineage: Eukaryota; Metazoa; Chordata; Mammalia; Rodentia; Cricetidae
Source: RefSeq, a predicted model, not a curated record
AUGGUGAUAGAAGGGUUCUGGAAGGAGAAACACCACAUGGUUGAACCCUAUGGACCUGCCAAGAUCAGCAAGGCCAACAUUGCCAAGGCUAUUGCCCAUGCUGCUGUGUCUGUGGCCAUGUCAAAUGCUUUCAAGCACAGUGAUGCUUAUGUGUCCAGUGUCCCCAAGCACAGCAGCCUAAAAGAAAAUCCCUCCACUGUGAUAGAUGGAGUGUUGCUGCCAAAGACUCCAGAAGAGAUCCUGGCUGAGAAGAGCUUCAACACUGUCCCCUACAUGGUGGGCAUCAACAAGAAAGUGUUUGGCUGGAUGGCUCCAAUGAUGAUAGUUGAUCUAUUCUCUGAAGAAAAUAUGGAUGAGAAAAUGGCCAGUUCCCUCGUGUGGAAGUUCCACUCUGUCCUUAACAUCCCUGAGAAUAUGAUUCCAGCAGUCACUGAGAAGUAUUUGGGACAAACAGAUGACCUUGUCAAAAAGAAAGACCUUCUACUGGACCUGUUUGGAGAUGUAUUUGUGGGUAUCCCAUCUGUUCUCAUGUCCCGUGGCCUCAGAGGUGAGUCUUAUGUGUGGAAUGGAAGGACAUAGACAAUAACAAGUCUCUACCUUUUUCAAUAUCGGCCAAGCUUCGUAUCUGAAAAGAGACCCAAGAUGGUGAUAGGAGACCACGGUGAUGAAAUCUUCUCUGUAUUUGGGGCUCCAUUUUUAAAAGGGGGCACUUCAGAAGAGGAGACCAACCUCAGCAAGAUGGUGAUGAAAUACUGGGUCAACUUUGCUAGAAAUGGGAAUCCCAAUGGGAAGGGGUUGCCACACUGGCCAGAGUAUGAUCAGAAGGAAGGGUACCUGCAGAUUGGAGCCACCACCCCGCAAGCCCAGAGACUGAAAGGGGAGGAAGUUGCUUUCUGGACUGAACUCCUGGCUAAGAAGGCACAUCAAACAGAACACACUGAGCUAUGA